GUUUAUUUACAAGAUAGAAAUAUUUAAGAAAAUGAAUAAUUUUUUGCACAAUAAAUUGGAAAAAGAAACGUCUAAUCUGGCGCUGCUUAAAGAUCGCGUGGAUAAAUACCAUGAUUUAUCGACUCAGAUGUCUGGAAUUUUAACAAUAUUUGAGCAACGUUUAGGGAAACUUGAAAAAACUAUAUUGCCAGUCUACAAUGAAACAGAACAGCUACAGAAACGUCAGCAAAAUUUGGAAUCAACUUUGGAGUGCUUGGAAACUGUAUUAGCACACUACGAUGUGUCACAAGAAGUAUGUAAUUUAAUACAUCAAGGCCCUAUUGAAGGCAAUAUUACCGUGUUUCUUGAAGCACUUGGUAAACUGCGGGCAGCAAUGGAUUAUUUUCUGCAUCAUAAUUCGCAAAGUGUGGAAUUGGAAAAUGUUACAAGUUUGUUUAACACUGGCUGUGAGGGACUUAAUAACCACUACCGACAUUUGUUAAAAAAACAUAGUGCACCACUGAAACCUGUUGAUUUACUAGACCUUAUUUAUAUUGAAGAUGACUCAUCAAGUGACGAAUACACUUCGUUCCGUCAGUUGUCUCAGAGCACACGAGAAGAACUCUGUACCAUAUCUUUAUGGUUGGAACAAAAUUUGCGUAGGGAAUAUAUCAUAAUUUACGCAUCGGAGCGCGGAGAUGUUGUGUUGCGGUCACUGCAAAACCUAAAAGAUCAUCAAAAAAGCAGCAGUUGGGGACACGAAGCCUUGAAACCUCGACAUAGUGGUAGAAGUGAAGUGAAGAAAAAUACUUCAGCUAGAUUACAGCAAAUAUUUGAAAAGAAAGCAAACAAAUUAUAUCUUCGCGCUACACAAACAAUUGAACAAUCUACUGGAUUUUCGAUAAAGAAAGCUUCUUCACAUUCUGAUCACUUAACUUCAGAAGACUUUAUGGAUGGUGAUCAAGAGCUUGAUAAAUACUUAGUUAUGUUGCUUGGAUUGCAGCGACUCUUGAACUGGGAACGAGCACUAAUGAAUGAAAUAAUACCAACCUCUAAACAUGGCGAAGUAUUCUCUAAGUUAGCUUACAAUGCUAUAGAAUUAGUGGUUAAAGAUGCGGAGGCAAUUACAAAUCGUAUCUUACGUUGCAUAUCGCGCAAAGAGUGGACUUCAGCGCUUGGCAUAUUUUCAGCUCUUAAACGUGUUAUACUAUUACAACCCGAUAUGGAACGGACAUAUGACCCACAGCAGCGUGAACAGUUGAAAAAAGUGCGCAAUAAGCUGCAGACUACAGGUUCGAAAGCGUUAGAACACUUUUUAGAAGUUGUUAAAUGCGAGUCCAGUACAAAUAUUGUCGGUAUGAGUUCCACUUUAGGUUAUGUUAAUGUACCCAAAGAUGCAACUGUGCAUGAACUUACCUCCAACACAAUUUGGUUUAUUGAGCAUCUUUACGAACAUUUCGAUGUUAUCGGCUCCAUAUUGCAACAAGAUGUUUUAUACUCAACACAGCUGGAUACAAUUUUGAUGAAAAAGUCAUUGCAGGGUGAAGAGCGGAAUAAGGCACUCUUAGCUAUUUACAUAAAAAAAGCUUUAGCGGAACUUAAUCUUUCUAUUAUGAAUAAAUGUGAACAGUAUAAUGAUCAAGCAACCAAACAUUUAUUCCGUCUUAAUAAUAUUCACUACAUACUCAAAUCGCUGCAACAAUCCAACUUAAUUGAUUUGGUUACACUUGCUGAGCCGGAGUGUGAACACAGUUAUCUGGAAAUGAUAAGGGAGCUGAAGUUUUCUUACCAAAAAACAUGGUCAAAAAUGUUGGGUAGUAUAUCACCUAUAGAUGAGUUACCCAAACCGAGUCAGGGAAAAGUUAAAGAUAAGGAUCGCAGCAUCCUGAAAGAACGUUUUUCUACUUUUAACAAAGAUUUUGAAGAAGCAUGUAAAAUCCAACGUGGUAUUUCUAUACCAGAUGUUAUACUACGUGAGGGUAUUAAAAGAGAUAACGCAGAACACAUUCUGCCCAAAUACAAUCGUUUUUAUGAAUUGUAUUCAAGCGUGCAAUUCAGCAAAAAUCCAGACAAGUAUGUAAAAUAUAGACCGCAUGAAAUCAAUGCUAUGCUGAGCAAACUCUUUGAUGAUUCGGCUUAAAAUACCAAAAAUGGAUUAAAUUUAUAUUGGAUUAAUUUGUAUUAUCUUAUCGCUAAGCUGUAAGAGGGUGACCGCCACGCAGGAAUUUCGUAUAUUCCUUUUAAUUUCAAUUAGUAAUUAAAAUAAGAUGUGUUUAAUGAGCACAAUUAUGAAGUAAUGUAAAUAUUUUAAAAUUAAAACAAUUUAAAAAUUAAUUUUUUAUAAUUAAUACUAUGUACUUUAUUAUGUUAAUGGAUUAUAUAGUGCUUAGAGCUUUAACAUCCUUUUUAUAAUCAUUCCGUCAUAGCAUGAAAAGUAAACACUUUUAUAAUAAAUACAAAAA
This is a messenger RNA of Teleopsis dalmanni, 2441 nucleotides long. RefSeq names its product exocyst complex component 7 (gene Exo70). The record is from RefSeq and is a predicted model, not a curated record. The transcript is spliced from 10 exons. Lineage: Eukaryota; Metazoa; Arthropoda; Insecta; Diptera; Diopsidae. Gene Ontology annotation, cellular component: exocyst. The coding region runs from base 32 to 2119 and encodes 695 amino acids. Gene Ontology annotation, molecular function: phosphatidylinositol-4,5-bisphosphate binding. Gene Ontology annotation, biological process: exocytosis.